AUGAGCCUGACCAUCUAUCAUAAUCCCCGCUGCUCGAAGUCUCGCCAGACAUUGGCGUUGCUCACCGAGCGCGGCCUCGCGCCCAAGAUCGUCGCCUACCUGGAAGCGCCACCGUCCGUCGCGACGCUGCGCGAUCUUCUUAAAAAGCUCGGCCUUCGACCGCGUGACCUGCUGCGCACCAGAGAGGCGGCCUACAAGGAGUUGCAGCUUGCCGACCCGGCCAAGAGCGAUGGGGAUAUUCUCGCGGCCAUGGCGUCGCACCCGAUCCUCAUCGAGCGUCCGAUCGUGGUGAAUGGCGCCAAGGCCGCGCUGGGCCGUCCGCCGGAGCAGGUGCUGGAAAUUCUUUAG
Symbiodinium necroappetens is the source of this 348-nucleotide messenger RNA. NCBI's taxonomy places the organism in Eukaryota, Dinophyceae, Suessiales, Symbiodiniaceae. The record is from the annotation of a GenBank genome assembly.